Molecule: messenger RNA, 2093 nt
Organism: Trematomus bernacchii (emerald rockcod)
Lineage: Eukaryota; Metazoa; Chordata; Actinopteri; Perciformes; Nototheniidae
Gene: ndufaf4
Product: NADH:ubiquinone oxidoreductase complex assembly factor 4
Exons: 3
Coding region: 31-624 (197 amino acids)
Biological process (GO): mitochondrial respiratory chain complex I assembly
Cellular component (GO): mitochondrion
Source: RefSeq, a predicted model, not a curated record
UUUUUCUCUGUUCGCAUUUCUUUUUUUUAAAUGACCCUUCUUGCUCACCGUCGUCAGCUAGCUGUGUUUCGUAACAUGUCAAACAUGGGGGCACGGGUUUCGCGUAUGUUCCGAAAUUUCAACCUGGAGAACCGUGUUCACCGAGAAAUCUCCAAGGAGAAGCCGCGAGCAGCACCCCGCCACGAGGCCGACCUGUCGCGCUCCUCCGGCGGCUCUGAAGCCGCGGAGACAGCGGAGUUGGUGAGCCAGAAGAACGCCCCGCUGCUGGGCCUCCUGCGCUCCGUGUAUGUGGAGUCCAAGGACCCUGCAGCAGCAGAGGCAUCACAGGAGGUGAGCGUGGAGACAGAAGGUGCGCGGCGGCCGCUCAGGUUCAGUUUGCCGGGGGGGCAGUACGGCCUGGUGGAGCUGUCAGACGUUCCUAGAGGGAAGCUGACCAUCGCUGAGACCCUGAAGGCCCUGGGCAGCCACCAGAGCCAGCCUCAGACCUGGACCCCGGGAAAGAUCGCUCAGGAAUAUUCUCUGGACCUGAAGGACACAAAGGCUCUCCUGGAGUUCUUCAUCCCCUUCCAGGUUCACAUCAUACCCCCCAAGACUCAGAGUGCCAAGCAAAUAAAGGCUUCCUAAGACUGGAUUGUAGGUGAAAGGAAGCUCAUCUAAAUCCCAGAGACUUCAGAGCAUCUAACCCCCCCCACCCCCCCUGUUAGGAGAGACGCCAUCCUGUGCAAGACUGAACCUCAGUGCUGUCCCUGACAUGAUACUCCUGCUGCACAGGUCAGAGGCCAUGUGAGAGCAUCCUGAUAUUAGCUUCUCCUCAGCUGUAAACACAAAUACAUUGAAGCACAGAAAGUAUUGCAUUUGGUCUUUGUUCCCAGCAGACAUUUGGACUGUCAUAGCAGGAAAAGCAUGGGUGUUACCAACAACAUUUAUAAGGGCUGUUGUGUAUUAGCGUGUUCCAGUAAGCUGUGACUGACGCUUCUGAAGGGAAACCGGCCCUCACUGAUCCUAGUGUUUACUCCGGUGCUCUUCUGUCAACUGUCCAAAUGUCCUCUGGGGAAAGGCUGGAUUUCAAAUGUUCUGCCCAGCUCAUCACAUCAUGAUCAUCAGAUUGAAUAAAACAUAUUUGGGUUUCAGUCAAAUAAAAGCAUAUAUAAAAUUAUUUGAGUGGGAUAAUAAAUGAAUAAUUGCAAUAUUAACCGUUGUAAGAAACAUAAGAACAUAAUUAUGUCUAAGAGAAAUGUUAAUGUUGGACAGAUUGGAAUAUGAUUUAAAUUAAAACCAGUGUUUUAGUAAAGUUCUGAAUAUUAAAAGUUCACUAUCCUACGGAUAUGUUAUUCUGUUAAGAUGUUGGGAUUCUGCAAAUGUUGAAACCGUGAAAAUGUGUUUUUUCUCAUGAUUAAAUGCCGUGUUAAAGCAUAAGGCCUACUUUUGAAUCAUCAAGUCUGUUGUGGACCAGUCGAGAUGCAAUCCGGUUCAAAAGGACGAGCCCUGUCAUUUACUUUCAAUAAACCCUCGGUCAAGUGUCACCGGCCUCUCAGGAGCACAUUGGGUCUUCCCCUAAGGGUUGGAUCUCUAUGAAACACGAGUCAUGUAAUGAGUCCGAACUAAGAUGUGUUGCAGACUCUGAGGCCUAGUGGAGUGGUACACUGGAUACACGAGCAGUAAAGUGGUACACUGGAUACACGAGCAGUAAAGUGGUACACUGGAUACACGAGCAGUAAAGUGGUACACUGGAUACACGAGCAGUAAAGUGGUACACUGGAUACACGAGCACUAAAGUGGUACACUGGAUACACGAGCGCUAUAACCUCUGCAGCUUGAACACAUGUAGAAUGUUGUGAUGUGAAACAGCAGAUUCAUGCUGACUGCACAAUUACAGGAACAAUGGAUAUAAGAGUUUGAUCAACCCAGUUUAUGAUCAUCAUUCAAAUAUUAUUAUUUGUGUUUGUUUCUUAAACAGCUGAAUAUUAGAGCAGUUCUGUUUCACUGGCUGGUGUGCUGCGUCAAGCAUGUAUUCAUGUUUUUAAUGAUUUGCAGCAUCCUAAAGUGAAUGUACACAGACCUUCUGAAAAUAAAUGAUUGUUGUGUUUAUGUUA